AAUGUUGACAGGAAACUGUUUUUUGAGUCAUAGAUUAGAAUGUUGCUGGUUAAAAGCUUGAUAUGGAAUUAAGAGCUCAUGAGUUUCAAAGGUGUAAAUGAUGACUUGACCAGUUUGUUACUCGUGUUGAAAUGGGACACCUUGAUAUUCCAUAUUGGAAGCUUUAUCUGUAUCCAGUCAGAUGAUAUAUUGCUGUUACUGUGAGAUUAAUCGAACUAUAUAACAAAUAAACAUGAGUGAGUUUAAAGUCCACCACCAUGUCAGCGAGCUGUUGAACCUUCUUGGAAUGCGAUCAGCUGACCCGGUGGGAGCUGAGGUAUACACAGAAAUGCUAUUGAAUAAUAUGAAACCCUACAUAACAACACAGGUGUCUGCCCAUCAAGCAAAAAGGAAGAUAGCUGGCUCUACACAAACACCCAUUGAAUUUCUUGCCAAGUAUGAUGACCUUAAGGCCAAAAAUGUGCGAGACCUGGAUCCCUUAGUGUUCCUGUUGUCUAAGUUAACUGAGGAAGAACAGACAAAGGAGUUCAUAGAAAAGCAUGCCAAGGACAAGGCAGAAGUGGCAGGGAUGACACUUGUUCCUCACGACAGAGUCACAUCACAGUUACCUGCCCCUGGUACUAAAUUGUCUGUACAGGAACUAUCUGAAAUUCGGGACAAGCUACUGAAAGAGGCAAAAUCUGCUCCUACAACAACAUCAUCGGAGAUCCUUACAAAAGCUCUCCGUGAAAAACAACUAAAACGCAAUGUAAAUAUUCCUCACCAACCUGACUGGCUGUUUCAGCGACCAUCGCUGACCUUAGACUUCAUUGUAGGUGUGGAUGAACCAACUGAUCAGAACAUUGUACCGUUGGGAAGUCUUCCUUUGGCGCUACAGGAAAACUCCAUCAUAGAAGACAUCCUGUGUUGCAUGCAGGGUAUUGAGGGAAAGUACAUCCUUGCCAGAGCUCUAACAGAGAGAUACGCACCAAAGGAGUUCAUGAUUGACCAGAGUCUGGAUCCUUCCCUUCAGGAGCUGGUGCGACGUCAACUACCUCUGUGUUCUAACUAUUCCACAGUAGUCCGCUUUAUAGAAGAGAAAUCAGCAUUUGAGUACGGACUUGUGAACCAAGCCUUGAGUGCAGCCAUGCGUACCCUGAUUAAGGAUUACAUGAUACUGGUGGCACAACUGGAGCAUCAGAGUAGACUGGGAAACCUUACCCUACAGAAAGUGUGGUUUUACAUUCAACCUACAAUGAGGACGUUGGAAAUCUUAGCAGGUGUUGCCAACUCAGUCAACAGGGGAGAGUGUAUUGGAGGUGUAGUUCUGAGUCUCCUUCAUGAGAAAACCUCAGGCUUGAUAGGGGACUCCAAAGGACAAGAGCUGUGUCUAUAUCUUACCCAGUCAGCCUGUGUUCCAUACUUUGAAAUCUUGGAGAAAUGGAUCUACAAAGGAAUCAUAUCCGACCCUUACUCUGAGUUCCUGGUAGAGGAGAAUGAGACAAUACAGAAAGAGAAGCUUCAGGAAGACUAUAAUGAUGCAUACUGGGAACAACAUUACACUAUCUGUAGGGAACGCAUUCCUGUCUUCCUAGAACAAGUCGCUGACAAGAUCCUUAACACCGGCAAAUAUCUGAAUGUGAUUCGUCUCUGUGGACGGGAUAUUAAGUGUCCUAGUGCUGAGGAGAUUGUGUACACCCUGAAAGAUCGACGGUACACUGAGCAGAUCGAGGGAGCUUACAACUAUGCCAGCAAGGUGCUCCUGGAGCUGCUAAUGGAGGAGAAACAGCUAAUGGCUCGAAUCAGAUCUAUGAAGCACUACUUCCUACUGGACAAGGGAGACUUCAUUGUUCAGUUUAUGGAUAUGACAGAGGAAGAGAUGAAACAAGACAUAGAUAAAAUCAUGCCAACACGUCUAGAGACUUUACUGGAGCUUGCUCUUCGGACCAGCACUGCUAAUGUUGACCCCUUCAAGGAUGACCUCAGAGUAGAAUUACUUCCGUUUGACCUGAUUACACAGCUCUUCAAGAUCCUAACUAUUGACACAAAGCUGGAGAAAGAUUACAGAGUUGACCCAACAGACUUACACCUGUCUGGACUAGAGUCUUUCUCCUUUGACUAUGUUGUUAAGUGGCCAGUAUCUUUGGUCGUCAAUAGAAAGGCACUCACCCGGUACCAGAUGUUGUUCCGUCAUCUGUUUUACUGCAAGCAUGUAGAAAGACAAUUGUGCAGAAUACAACAGAUUACCAAACUUGUUUGGAUUGGGAACAAAGCUGCCAAGAUGUACUCUCUCCACUCAGCUCGAUGGUACUCGGCAGCUUUCGCAUUACGACAACGCAUGCUGAACUUUGUACAGAACUUUGAAUAUUACAUGAUGUUUGAGGUUGUGGAACACAACUGGCACAUUUUCCAAACCAACAUGGAAUCAGUUUCUAAUGUGGAUGAUGUGCUGAACUACCACACAGACUUCCUCAACAACUGUCUGAAGGACUGUAUGCUCACCAACCCAGACCUCCUGAAGAUUGUCCACAAACUCAUGAUGGUGUGCGUUACCUUCUCCAACUUUAUACAGCGACUAAGUCAGAGUGCAACCCUAGAAAUGGAGGAGGCUCCGUCUCGUGAGAGUUCACUACAGGGUCUUCAGGCCAGGAACAGGAAGGACACUUCUAACAAACAGAAGGCCAGCACAAAGGUGGUAUCGGAGCAUGUUGACCUGAUGGGAGCCAGUGAAAACUUUGAGAGAACCAUCAGUAAUUUUGAUUCCAACUUCUCACGACUUCUGUUGGAGCUUCUGGAGAAAAUAAUGGAUUUCAGUUGUAUCAGUGGCGAGUUCAAACUCUUCAACAUCUUAUACAGACUUGACUUUAAUGGAUUUUACACAGAGAAGUUAGAAGCCAUGUCGGCAGAAAAGGCUAUGCUGGAAUCAUCUACCCACAGUUCUGAGUCAGGUUCAGGAUCAUGGCCGACCACAUUCACGUCCCAACGCCCUGACUCUGCUCGCUAUGUCCCAGGGAUGCACCGACCAGGUGCAGUGAAUGGUUCAUCAUGACCGGUCCGGUAUGACCACCACAAACAUCCGAGCUUUCUCUCAACAACACAGCAUCCCCUUAAUACCAUAGCAAUAUGAGGAUCUUUAUUUCUUAGGUAUUGGAACAGUGGGGGAAAUAAUUGCUUUUGUUGAAACUCUACCAGCCAGGGAUGGCUUGUCUGUGUGGUAUUGAGACUUUAUGAGUCAGGUUCUGUUUACCUGUGUGGUGUUGUGAUACCAAGUCAGCCACUGUUUACCUCAGUGAAGCAAUUUGACUCUACAAGCGUAGUGCUAUUAACUUCACUGUGUCUCUACAAGCCAGGUGCUGUUAACCCUAAUGUGACAUGUGUGAUAGCGGCAUUGUGAUACUGGCAGGGGUUACUGAAUAGCAUGGUAACAAGAUGUGUGACUUGAUGCUUGGAUCACAGAGAUAUACGACGUAUCGUUUAGAUUUGUGGUUAGGGUUGUCGUAAUUAUCCAGAAAAAUAUCUUCAGGCUUAGCUUUGUGUAUUCUAAUAAGCAUGUAAUGGUGUCAAAUAGCUCUGAUGAUGAAUAAAUUAUUGAAGCUA
Molecule: messenger RNA, 3576 nt
Organism: Ylistrum balloti
Lineage: Eukaryota; Metazoa; Mollusca; Bivalvia; Pectinida; Pectinidae
Product: gamma-tubulin complex component 2-like
Exons: 30
Coding region: 233-3028 (931 amino acids)
Biological process (GO): spindle assembly; microtubule nucleation; cytoplasmic microtubule organization
Cellular component (GO): equatorial microtubule organizing center; gamma-tubulin small complex; centrosome
Molecular function (GO): gamma-tubulin binding; microtubule minus-end binding
Source: RefSeq, a predicted model, not a curated record